This is a messenger RNA of Spea bombifrons (plains spadefoot toad), 2216 nucleotides long. Its product is annotated as ADAMTS-like protein 5. The coding region runs from base 446 to 2032 and encodes 528 amino acids. The transcript has 13 exons. Gene Ontology annotation, molecular function: protein binding; metalloendopeptidase activity. NCBI's taxonomy places the organism in Eukaryota, Metazoa, Chordata, Amphibia, Anura, Pelobatidae. Gene Ontology annotation, biological process: extracellular matrix organization. The record is from RefSeq and is a predicted model, not a curated record. Gene Ontology annotation, cellular component: extracellular matrix.
UGCCGGUGUCAUGCAGCAUGAGGCAGCCCCGCGCCUCCUCCCUGCAACACUUGAAGACACCUCACGAAGGCGAGUGGAUCAGACACGGGGUGUGGGAGGGCAGAGCCUCAUUCCGUACAUCUGGAAUGUGACAUCCGUGGAACCAUCGCUGUGUUAAACUCCGGAGAAGCGUGCAGUGGGCAGGGAGGAACUGGAAGGCAUGGGAUAGAGGAUGCCCACAUCCUGAUCACACUCACCCCUGUCCUCUGAGUGCAUGACCAUGGCUGUGCCAGCACCGACGCUUAAUGCAGAACACGGAUCGGUGGGGCACACUCUCCGUGGAUUAAUCACCUGUGGAUCUUAAAGCCUUUGCGGAUCUCCCCUUCUACUCCUGCCGGGUUCUCACAGAUCUCACAGGCUCGCUGCUUGCUUCAAUUUAACCUUUGCUCUGCCACGAGGGAGGAGGAUGCUUCCUAGCUUCAGGUUGAUAUAUCAGUGUGUGGCUACUGUGUGUGUCAUCUUCUUCCUCCUGAUUGUCCCAUCUUUCAGCCAGGUUCAGAGGAGUCCGUAUUACAGAGGAGAGGUCAGCCUCUUUGGCCCUGAGCACAGUCCACCUCUGAGGUCCAGCAAUGAGUGGAGUUCAUGGCAAAGCUGGUCACCAUGUUCCCGAACCUGUGCCGGGGGAGUAGCAGUACGCACCAGACAUUGUCUCGUCAGGGAUCCAACGAGCUUGCCCUGUCAUGGGGACCAAAGACAAUACCAAGUGUGUAACACAAAGGUCUGCCCCACAGAAGUGACCGACUUCAGGCAUUUUCAGUGCUCUGCUUACAACCACAAGCCUUUAAUGGGAAACUACUACAGAUGGGUCCCCUUUCAUUCAGGACAAAGCGACUGUGAGCUCAGCUGCUUGGCACAAGGGCAAAAUUUCUAUUAUAAUUUUGGCCGGGUUUUGGAUGGAACAUCGUGCAGAGAAGAACAUGAUGGCAUCUGCAUUAAUGGCCAGUGCCUGAAAGUUGGCUGUGACCACAUCUUAGGAUCAGAAGAGAAGGCGGACAUCUGUGGUGUUUGUGGAGGAAAAAACGUAUCGUGCAGACAUCACCACAAUAUCUACACUACAAAGUAUCCCGCCUCUGGGCUCUUUGGAUACAACGAAGUGACCAUGAUCCCUGCAGGUGCUACACACAUCAAAGUGACCGAUAAGAGUAACAAUUACCUGGCUCUGAGAAACAGAAAUUAUCACUACAUGAUCAAUGGAAAUUGGGCCAUUACCCAUCCCGGAGAUUACAAUGUAGCUGGGACCAAGAUUCAAUACCGGCGGUCUGCUGACAACCAAGAAAGCUUUGAGGCAACAGGGCCUACAGAUGAGGAUCUGCAUGUUAUGGUCCUUUUUACCGAGCAGAAUUUGGGCAUAGAAUAUGAAUACUGGCUUCCUAAAGAUUACUAUAUUCAACACCAAAGGGACCGAAGCUCGCUACAAGACCAGGUGGAAGUGUCUCUGUCACCUGUUCUGCCAAUUACCACCCGGCCACCAACAACUACAAAACCAAGUGCACAAAGACCAACAACACUGGCAAAACGUCCACAUCAGGCCCGCCUCGAAAGGGAGAACAUGGAGUCCAACCUCAUUAAAGAAUCAACAGCAGACAAUAAAUGUGGAAAGUGCAGAAAAGUCAAAGGACGGCAAAACAAAAUCAAGCAGUAUUGUCAGAAGGACUUUGUUUUCCGAGGAAGAGUUUUGAACAAAAGGAUUGUCGGAAGGGAAACAUGUUACGAUAUCCAAGUGAUAAUGACAUACAAGAACAAUUUCCCUAUCCUGAGCCGGGAGUACAUCUGGGUCCCCAACACUUGUGAUUGUCCAAAUCUUCUGGAGAAAAGGGAAUACAUAAUAAUGGCGAGGAGGCAUGUUAAUUACGAACAGACACUAAACAGGAUAUUGCUGGAGACACAUAGUUUUGUACGGCCUUACAGACCAAAGGAACACAAGCUGUUAAGGGAUCUUGAUCAAGAAUGUGCCAAGUAUGGAUACCAAAUAAAUUCAAAGCAGAACCUCUAAGUCUUUCUAAGGGAGAUGGUUGCAUAAGGACGCCAUAAAUAACACUUUGCUUAACUACCUACUGUCUGCCCCACUUGGAACAGUUUGGUAAAGGAAUGUGCCAGUGAUGGUUCCAGGGAUUAACCCUGCUAAUGCCAGGUGAAAUCAUUCUUUGUUGACCAAGGCACCGGUUGCCCAAUUGACA